AAUUUCCCAUUUCGAAUUCCAUAUAAAACGCGCCAAGAGAUCCCAAAAAGCCCGAAAUCGAGAUUUAGGGUUUUAGAGAGAAAAAUACGAAAAUGGGGAGCGGCGGCGGUACGUGAACCCGCGGUGCUACAUGGACAUCAGCAUCGGCGGCGAGAUGGAGGGCAGGAUCGUCAUCGAGCUCUUCGCCGACGUCACGCCGAAGACGGCGGAGAAUUUUAGGGCUCUUUGCACCGGCGAGAAGGGGAUCGGAGCUUGCACCGGAGUCCCUCUUCACUUUAAGGGCUCUCGAUUUCAUCGUGUUAUUAAAGGCUUCAUGUUACAAGGUGGAGACAUAUCUGCAGGCGAUGGAACUGGAGGAGAGUCCAUAUAUGGAUCAAAGUUUGAGGAUGAGAAUUUUGAAAUUAAACAUGAGAAGAAAGGAAUGCUGUCGAUGGCUAAUUCUGGUCCUGACUCAAAUGGGUCUCAGUUCUUCAUUACUACUACUCGAACCCCUCAUUUAGAUGGAAAACAUGUUGUAUUUGGGAAGGUGCUGAAAGGUAUGGGAGUUGUUAGGUCAAUUGAGCAUACACCUGUUGGAGAUGGUGAUUGUCCCUCUGUCGAUGUUAUAAUUGCGGAAUGUGGGGAACUUCCUGAAGGGAGCGAUGAUGGAGUUGUUAAUUUCUUCAAAGACGGUGACAUGAUUCCAGACUGGCCUGGUGACCUUGAAGUAAAGCCAAAAGAUGUAGCAUGGUGGAUGAAUGCUGCUGACUCUGCUAAAGCGUUUGGAAAUACAUGCUUCAUGAAACAAGACUACAAGAUGGCCCUUAGAAAAUAUCGAAAGGCUUUGCGGUACUUGGAUAUUUGUUGGGAUCAAGAAGAGAUUGAUGAAGAGAAGAGCUCCUUAUUGCGUAAGACAAAGUCUGUUAUCUUCACAAAUAGUUCGUUACAUAAUAUCUGGGGUACGCUGCUAUCUAAAAUUUUACCUGGCAGGACAUAUUGUAUCCUUCUGGUUAAUAUAGUAUGCAAAUUAAAGCUAGGAGAUUUCAAGGGUGCCCUGUUGGAUGCUGAAUUUGCAUUGCGAGAAAGGGACGGGUAUGGCAAAGCAUACUUUCGCCAGGGUCAGGCACAAAUAGCACUGAAUAAUGUGGAUGCUGCGGUAGAAAGUUUCAAAAAAGCACUAGAAUUGGAGCCAAAUGAUGGAAAAAUAAAGGAGGAACUUGCUGCUGCGAAGAAGAAGAUUGCUGAUAGGAGGGACCGAGAGCGAAAGGCUUAUGCCAAAAUGUUCGUAGCAGCAGCUAAACCAGGAUCAAAUAAUGAGGAAAAGCAUUGAUGAAUUUGAUUCAUCCAUAAAAUGUUUUCUUCACAUGAGGGUGUCAGUUUUUUGUUGCCAUAGAUUCAGGUUUUUGUAAUGAGGUCGAUAUACUGAAGAUAUGUUGUUGAUGAAAACAAAAAUUACAUUUCUUGAACCAUCUUUUGUGUUGGGAAACAUGCAGUAGAUAUAUUGCUAUGAAUGUGGUUUACUGUAUUUGGGUAGAGAUUUAGCUGCUGUUAUUUCAAAUAUUGAGUUAGAAGUGAGAACAUGCGCUGAACGUUCAUUAGUUUUGUGAAAUGGAUAGUUUGUUGAACAAUUAUCAUAUAUCUUUAACUUGUCAGCCUUUUUAGAUGUUAAAUAAAUUUCACUCUCUUUCUUAA
Asparagus officinalis (garden asparagus) is the source of this 1671-nucleotide messenger RNA. RefSeq names its product peptidyl-prolyl cis-trans isomerase CYP40-like. NCBI's taxonomy places the organism in Eukaryota, Viridiplantae, Streptophyta, Magnoliopsida, Asparagales, Asparagaceae. Gene Ontology annotation, molecular function: protein binding; peptidyl-prolyl cis-trans isomerase activity. The record is from RefSeq and is a predicted model, not a curated record. Bases 131 to 1309 code for a protein of 392 amino acids. The transcript is spliced from 11 exons. Gene Ontology annotation, biological process: protein folding; protein peptidyl-prolyl isomerization.